Molecule: messenger RNA, 1850 nt
Organism: Danio rerio (zebrafish)
Lineage: Eukaryota; Metazoa; Chordata; Actinopteri; Cypriniformes; Danionidae
Gene: slc25a43
Product: solute carrier family 25 member 43
Biological process (GO): transmembrane transport
Cellular component (GO): mitochondrial inner membrane
Source: RefSeq, marked provisional
AUGAUAAACAAAACCGUUAGUGUGGUCAUUCCCACAUCUGUUGUUUUUAUGUGAACGGUUAAAGGGGGAAUCUUUCGAAUGAAGUAUGGCAACAGUCAAAAAGGAUGCUCGACUGACGAGUUCGCAAAGUUUGAUGUGCGUCGGUUUUGCCGGGAUUUUUAGCAAAACUGUAACUUCGCCGUUGGAAGUCGUCAAGAUUUUGAGCCAAGUAGGAACAUUUCACUGUAAACGCGGCUUCCUGGACAGCUUUGUUUUAAUUUGUCAGAAUGAGGGACUUCGAGCAUUUUGGAAGGGUAACAUGGUUUCCUGUCUACGGCUGUUUCCCUACAGUGCCAUACAUUUAGCAACGUACAAAAAUAUUGUGAACCUUCACGUAGAUGAACUGGGUGAUAUCUCACAAUGGAGAGCCAUAGUGGCCGGUGGACUGGCAGGCAUAUCUGCAGCUCUAGCAACAUAUCCACUGGAGGUGGUUGAAACCAGACUUAUUGCUCAGAAUUGCCAAGAACCAACGUACAGAGGCUUGCUGCAUUCUCUCUCUGUCAUAUACAGAAAUGAAGGACUUCAGGCUCUCUACAGGGGCUUCUCCCUCACAGUUUUGGGUGCUGUUCCCUUCUCGGUUGGCUGCUAUGCAGUUUAUAUCAACUUGGAUAAAUUGUGGCAGGAGCGUCAUGUUCGCUUCACGUCUUUGCAGAACUUCAUCAAUGGCUGUCUUGCGGCAGGAGUCGCUCAAACUCUCUCCUUCCCCUUUGAAACUGUGAAAAAGAAAAUGCAGGCUCAGAGUCUUGUUUUGCCCCACUGUGGAGGAGUUGAUGUCCAUUUUAAGGGCAUGGCAGACUGCUUCAGACAGGUCAUCAAGAACAAGGGUGUCAUGGCUCUGUGGAGUGGCCUUACAGCCAACAUGGUGAAGAUUGUCCCAUAUUUUGGCCUGCUCUUCAGUUGCUUUGAGAUGUGUAAGCAGGUCUGCCUUUACCGGAACGGCUAUAUCAUUUCUCCACUAAGCUAUAAGCUUAAACCUGGUGUGGACCAAAGCCUAGGCCCAUAUGAACUGCAGGAAUUUAAGCGCUACCUAAGAAACAGAAAAUCACACAAAGCACAGAGUUCAUCAAUAGGAAACCGUUGGUAAAAAACAUCCAAGAAGAUUAUCAGGAAUGAACAGACCUCCAAGAAUGUCUACUGCUGCAGUGCAGUAUUUUGUGAAGUAUAUUUGAUUAUUAUGAAGAACAUGUAUUGUAUUUAACAUCCGACAGGCUGUUUUUGGAAUAAUGCAUUUAUUUACUUGAAGCACAUCCAUUAUGUACAUUUUACAAAAACAAUGAGACAGGUCCUUAAUGGAAAGUGGUGCACCUGUGAGGCAGUAUUUAAGGUGCUUAUUGAUAACAAUGUUGACAUGUAUUGCUUUUACUGUAUGUGCUACUGAAAUGGUGUUUUAAGAAGUGUGGAAAAGUUUUAGCAUUUCUCAGGAAUAAUGUUGAGCAUCAUUUUAACAGUGUAAAGCAAUGCCUUUGUCAAACAAAGUUUUCGUAUAUUUAGUAUAUACAAAGUUUUUACGGUAUUUUACCUCACAUGCCUUUUAAAGGUAUUUUGUUUAUAAACCACAAACUUUUCAUGUCAUAUUGUGGUGGAUUUUAAUAUUGGUUUAUUUGAUAAUGGUUGAGAGUAUCUGCAUUGUAAAGAAUUGUAUAUACUCUGCGGAUCUGGACACACAGUAACCCAGGAACCACUGACUUUGAAUCAGAUAUUAGCAUAUUUGAAUAUUAAAAGGGUGUAUCGUAAAGACCUCUCUUAUUUAACUAUAAAAGUAGCUUACAUUGUAAAAAAAUAUGAAAAGCAAUAAACAUAACUUUAUGUUA